AUGGCAACAAUAUCUAAUAGUGGCACAACAAAACAAAAACCACGAUUAGAUCUUAAUGGACACUCAUAUGUAAUGGACAGAUCAACAAGUGUAAAAACUUAUUGGCGUUGUAUAAAAUUUUAUUCACAUCAUUGCCGAUCUCGUCUUCAUACAUGCAUUAUUACAAACAAUAUUGUUAAAUCACCAACAGAUCAUACAUGUACAUUUGAUGGUACAACACUUGAAUGUCGUAAAUUUGAUGACCAAAUCAUUUCUCGUACACUUAAUACUCAAGAACCACCUGAUACUAUUAUUACACAUUGUUAUAAAGGACUGUCUGAUCCAGCAUUAACUCGUUUACCAACACGUGAUAAUAUUAAACGAAGAAUUAGAAAGUUGCGGCAAGAAAAUGCUAUUAUUCAAGCACCAAAUGAUCCAAAUUUUACAACUGUUCCUGCUCAAUUAAUUAAAACUAUUCGUGAAGAUCAGUUUUUACGUUGUGACACAGGACCUGGUGAUGAUAGAAUAUUAAUAUUUUCCAGCGACGAACAAAUUAAUAUUCUCCAGACAACACAAGAUUUUUUAGUAGAUGGAACGUUUAAAGUUGUUCCCGAAAUAUUCUAUCAACUUUAUAUUAUUUAUUCUAUUUAUCGUCAACAUGUAAUUCCUGUGGUUUAUGCAUUACUUCGUCGAAAAGAUGCUGAUACAUACAAACGUUUAAUUAACGAAAUUCUUAAAUUUGCACCACAUUGGCUUCCACAAACGAUAAUGUUAGACUUCGAACAAGCCUGUGUUAAAGUUUAUCAAACAAGUUUUCCAAAUGUUGCAUUAUCAGGCUGUUAUUUUCAUCUAAGACAGAGUGUGCAUCGUAAAAUACAGGCACUCGGACAUCAAACAAAAUAUCAAGAUGAUUCCUUAUUUGCACACAAUAUUCAUAAGAUAGUAGCAUUAACAUUUUUAUAA
This is a messenger RNA of Rotaria sordida, 942 nucleotides long. NCBI's taxonomy places the organism in Eukaryota, Metazoa, Rotifera, Eurotatoria, Philodinida, Philodinidae. The record is from the annotation of a GenBank genome assembly.